Molecule: messenger RNA, 1698 nt
Organism: Prunus armeniaca (apricot)
Lineage: Eukaryota; Viridiplantae; Streptophyta; Magnoliopsida; Rosales; Rosaceae
Source: the annotation of a GenBank genome assembly
AUGUCGGAAACACAGGGAAGCUACCAGAACCAACAACUGGAAGCAAUCUUCUUCUUAAGUUCAGAAAUGAACUGGUGCCUCAGCACCAGGUCCUCCAAGGCAGUGAAGAAGAAGAAGAGGACAAUUAUUGUUGGUCUAAAUUCAGAUAGCUCCAGCAGAGAGAUGCUACUUAGAUUGCUCAUUUCUGUUGUUAAAGCAGGGGACAGUGUAACAGCUGUUCAUGUUCAAGAAGCAGAUGCUGAUGCUUUUGAUCCAAACUCUUUCCACACCCAUGAAGAUCUCUGCAAGUCCAAGAAGGUGGAUUUCCAUGUAAAAGUCUGCAUUACAGAUUCAUAUGUUUCUGAGUUACCCUAUCAAGUGAGGAUCAGCUAUGCCACAAUCCUUGUACUUGGUUGCAGCCUUUCAGGGCCAAGCCUUUCAGCUAUCAAUACUUGCUUGAAAGGGUUACCUCCCUCAUGCACUCUUCUGGUAAUGGAUACUGUUGGAAGAAUACUUUUGGAAGGGCAGGGGACUUCCCAACAAGGCUCUGUGAGGGCAGCAGCCCUGCAAUCUUCUCAGUCAUUUUCUUCAACCUACACUUGUUCUGAUAAAAAAUCAAAUAUCACUCCCCAGUUGCAAAAGUCAUUAACCGUACCAGCUUCCUCUACAGGGUCAUCAAUGCGACCAACUACUAGACGAGCACUAUCUGCUGUAAAUAAAAUGGUGGAGGUUUCUGACUCGGUGGCUGAGAAACUGUUUCAUAAAUUGGCACUGUUAGAAGCAGAAGGGUCCAUCAGGAAUUUCGCACCGCAAGAGCUUCGUUAUGCAACUAACAAUUUCAACUCUGCCAUGGUGAUUGGAGAGGGUGGACAUAGUAAGGUGUACCGUGCCAAACUUGGAGAUGGUCAAGAUGCUGCUGUGAAAGUCCUCAAAUCCUCACACUAUUCUGCUGUGGAUUUUUUUCGAGAAGUAGACUUGUUUUCAAGUAUGAAACAUGAGAGCAUUGUUCAGAUAAUCGGGUUCUGCAAUAACAAGGAGGUGCAAGCAAUUGUAUAUAAUCUUUUAAAGGGAAGUUUGAGGCAGAAUUUGAGACAACUUAGGUGGAGUGAGAGGAUGAAAGUUGCAAUUGGAGUGGCAAAGGCACUGGACUACCUUCAUCAUUCUCACAACCCUCCUAUCAUUCAUAGGGAUGUGAAGUCAUCCAACAUUCUCCUCUCCCACAAUUGCGAACCGAUUUUGUCGGAUUUUGGAGCAGCUAUGUUCCUUCAGCAAGCUUCAGCUAACACAAAGGCGCCAUUUGAUGUCGUUGGGACGUUUGGAUACUUAGCCCCGGAGUACAUGAUGUAUGGCAAGGUUGAUGAAAAGAUAGAUGUGUACUCAUAUGGAGUGGUGCUCCUAGAACUCAUCACUGGGAAAGAGGCUAUUCAAACUGACCAGGAGAUUCGUGAAAGCUUAGUGCUAUGGGCAAGGUCCUUGAUGUGCAGUGGCAUAUGGGAACGUCUAAUUGAUCCUAACUUGGUUGAAGACUAUAACAAGGAAGAGAUGGAAAUGAUGAUGAUCGCAGCGCGCCUCUGCCUUAUGCAUUCAUCUUCUCGAAGGCCAACCAUGAAGAUGAUACUUAGGUUCUUUGAGAAGCCAGAGCACUGGUUAAGGAUGCAAAGGGAAAGAGAUGAUUUUCUGAAUGGAAUUGAUUUACAAGGUGAAACAGCCCAGCCUUGA